This is a messenger RNA of Ostrinia nubilalis (European corn borer), 1647 nucleotides long. Its product is annotated as KH domain-containing, RNA-binding, signal transduction-associated protein 2-like. Gene Ontology annotation, molecular function: mRNA binding. The coding region runs from base 340 to 1404 and encodes 354 amino acids. Gene Ontology annotation, biological process: regulation of alternative mRNA splicing, via spliceosome. The record is from RefSeq and is a predicted model, not a curated record. The transcript is spliced from 10 exons. NCBI's taxonomy places the organism in Eukaryota, Metazoa, Arthropoda, Insecta, Lepidoptera, Crambidae. Gene Ontology annotation, cellular component: nucleus.
ACGAAAACAACCGUUUUAAUAUUCGAACGCGGCGCGUCCAUUCCCAAUUUGAAUAUAGAACGCGUUUCGCAAAUUAACGCGGGCUUUUUGAAUAUUCCUCGGAUUGUGAAAGCGUUGACAGGAGUGCGGUGUUUUUUAAAUUUCGAAUUAUCGAGUGUUGAAAGUGGCCAGUGCGACUAGUUCUUAGCCCAAUUAAAUAAUAAAGGAGGUUUUUGUUUGUAGUUUCGUUUCAUGAUUUUUGGACAAAAUUCGGCGGUUGGAUUUUAGAAAAGGUACCAGUGAAGUGAAGUGUCAAAUAACAAGUGUCAAAGUGAUGUCAAAGUGACGUGUUGUGAGAACAUGGAGCCGACCUUGCCGCUAGAGGUCGACGAGGAGGGCAGGCCUCCGCAGGGCUCCUCUACAGGCAGCGGGUCCUCCUCCGGGACGGGGUACUACGGUCAUAAAAAUGGUGAAUGGAGAGGAGAGAGAAGGAUGCUGGACAUCACCAGGGACAAGCCCGUCAAAGUGUGCGUGAGGGUCGUGGUGCCAGUCAGGGAUCAUCCUAAGUUCAAUUUCGUGGGGAAGCUGCUGGGGCCAAAAGGGAACUCCCUGAAGCGUCUUCAAGAAGACACCAUGUGCAAGAUGGCUGUGCUGGGUCGAGGGUCAAUGAAGGAUCGGCAGAAGGAAGAAGAACUGCGCGUCUCAGGUGAUCCAAAAUUCGCGCAUCUAUCAGACGAGUUGCACGUGGAAAUCAGCGCGUUCGCAACACCAGCAGAAGCGCAUGCGCGAAUUGCGUACGCGCUGGCCGAGCUUAGGAGGUUCUUAGUGCCGGACUACAACGACGACAUCCGUCAAGAACAAAUGCUGGAGAUGCAAAUCCUGUCCUCGCAGAACGAGCAGCGGCGCCUAACUCCGCCUGAGUCCUCCAGGAGCGGCAGCGAGGAGACCCUGCCUCUCAGGGACAACAGCAAACAUAGGAUGUCAGCUGUACAGCCAGUAGCACAGCCGAUGCCGGGCGUGGUGCCCGGCGCACGCGACUUCUCCCCUCCCGCCCCCGCCCCCGCACCAGACCAUCUCACCGCUGCCCAUCAUCAGUUGGCAGCAGGCCACACCGGGCACGGAGUCUUGGUCGGCGGGGGCGUGCUUCAACAACCACCAACCCAUCAUCUUCUAACACAGAACUCUAUUCUAGGUGCGGGUGGGGCGGCGGCUGCGAGCACGGCGCGCAAGCGGCCUCUGCUGGGCGGCGCGCGAGCCGCCAUGUCGCCGACUAAGCGAGCGGUGAUGACGCUGCUGGCGCGCGCGCGUGCAGCCACGCACAAGCACGCGCCCGCCUGGCCGGCGCCGCACGAGCACACUGCCCUACUGCCGCUCAUACGGGACGAAUUCGUCGCAGGAGUCGGCGUCAAUAUCAAUCUAGCGUAAUAUGUUCUAAUUUAAAUUAGGAAAAUCAAUAUCAAAAUAAUAAUAAAAAUACAUGAACAUCGACCACAGAAUAUGAACUAUUUUAAUAUAAUUAUUGUUAAUUCAAAAAUGUUGUAUUUACUGUCGUUAUGUUUAUUAUUAAAGUUUGAAAUAAUUUUAUCUAAAUAAUAUUUCACAAAUGUCAAAUUACUAUUAUUUUGUUGUUAUAAUAAUAUGAUGUCAUGAUGUUGAAGUAAUUUUUAU